Adineta ricciae is the source of this 443-nucleotide messenger RNA. Lineage: Eukaryota; Metazoa; Rotifera; Eurotatoria; Adinetida; Adinetidae. The record is from the annotation of a GenBank genome assembly.
ACUUCAUUAUUCUACGAGUCCUGAAAGUUCCAGCCGAUUUGGUGAAUGUUGUGUAUAUCGUGUCACAAGUCCCAUGGAAGCACCCCAAUACAUCUCCAUAUGAACUCACAUUUGGUCGACAAGCAAAUCUUCCAGCUUAUCCUCCAGCUACAACAUACAUACUUCCUGAUCCACAUGAUUAUCUUCGACAAUUAACACGUGAUUUACAACAUUAUCAUCGAACAGCUAAACAAAUUAUUCUUAAACAACAACAAAAAACAAAAUCUCGUUAUGAUCGUAAUCGUGCAAAUCCUGAAUAUCCAUUAGAUCCAAGAUUUUCAAUCAGUCCAAAAGUUAUUAUUGAUAAGAAUCAUCCAAUUUAUACGGUUGAAGAUACAAACACCAAAAGAAUUAGUAAAGUUCAUGUUGGUGAUAUUCGACCAUUAUCAAUUUCUUACAAUUAA